AUGGCAGCUAUCACUGCAAAGCACUUAGGGCGGACCAAGAGCGCCAACCCGGAAAGACAAGGAGAGACACCUACAUCAUCCAUGUCAGAAAGCGCGGGCUCUAAUGCUCAUCGGAUUGAUUGGCUCCUAAAAGGAACGAACUAUUACCAUAUGGCCAUAUCGGAGAUCAGCCGAAUAACCUCGGGAACUUUACCCUUCUCCGGCUCUGGCACGAACAUAUCGGUGAUAGAGGCAGUCAACCGGUGGAUGAGUUCUAAUCUUGUUCAAGUUCGACUGAAUGGGACAACUGAAAGUCUGCAUGAUGUUGCUUUUGUGCGGAACACAGAGGAGCUACUUGCAACGCUUGUUCUUCUAACGACAUAUGAACUGAUGGACACCAAUGCGAAUGAAUGGUCAUGGCACCUAUCUGGGAUCCGUCCCUUGUUUGAAAAUAUCUCCCAAUCCGAUACUAUGACAGACAUCAUAUUUUCUCACGGCAUUCGAGCCGCUUUCUGGAAUUUUGCCCGUCUAGAUUUCUUCGGUGCCUAUUUCCCUCGCUCCCCGACUCAGCUAAACCCGGAAAAUCUGUCUCUUUGGCGCUCUGCCGGGAUAUCCAUCAAUGAUGAGGGCCAGUUUCAAAUCUGUCCUCUAAGGGAGGGGGGUCUGGUCAAAGAGGAUCAGGCAGCCAAUGGUAUCCUGUGGCUUGUUCUCAAGAUAAUGAACCUCUUGGCGAAAGUGAAACGAGCUCAGCUGGCGCAAUUGGUCGGACCAUCCAAUCUUGAUUUGCCCGGCUCUCAAGGAAAUAUUACCGCUGGUCAAACCAUAGACCCUGACUCUAACACAUGGCUUCAGCUUUGUUUUGAUCUCCAGGUCUGGUUUGAGACAUUGCCAGAAACAUUUCGUCCGUCUGUACAAAUAUACUCUCCGAAGGACAUAUCAAAGCCGAAUGACGCGAAGUCCACGCCAUUUCCUGAGAUAUUUUUUGGGCUUCCGACCUGUGCUGCUGCGAUCCAGCAUUAUCACUUUGGCCGAAUCGCACUUUUGCUCAACCAACCCACAGACACCAUCAAUACCGUAAGCGUCUCCUUCGAUCGGCUUCAUGGGUACCGCGAAGUCUCCAAAGAAGUCGACCAUCACAGUCGCGAGAUAUGUGGUAUCGCUAUGGGCUGCCCUCAUAGUGCGGUACGGCUGUCCAUGAUACCCGUCUUAUUUGCUGUAGGCAAUUGUCUGGAGGAUGUAGGGGAGCGUCAGAUAAUCUUCGACCUUUUUCGAGGAGUAGAAACGGAUUUAGGAUGGGCAACCGACUACGCUAUCCUGCGAUUACAGCAAGUCUGGGCUAGGUGA
Molecule: messenger RNA, 1323 nt
Organism: Penicillium riverlandense
Lineage: Eukaryota; Fungi; Ascomycota; Eurotiomycetes; Eurotiales; Aspergillaceae
Exons: 2
Coding region: 1-1323 (440 amino acids)
Biological process (GO): positive regulation of transcription by RNA polymerase II
Cellular component (GO): nucleus
Molecular function (GO): DNA-binding transcription factor activity; transcription cis-regulatory region binding
Source: RefSeq, a predicted model, not a curated record